This is a messenger RNA of Ruditapes philippinarum (Manila clam), 3295 nucleotides long. RefSeq names its product gelsolin-like protein 2. Bases 23 to 1132 code for a protein of 369 amino acids. The transcript is spliced from 11 exons. Gene Ontology annotation, molecular function: actin filament binding. NCBI's taxonomy places the organism in Eukaryota, Metazoa, Mollusca, Bivalvia, Venerida, Veneridae. The record is from RefSeq and is a predicted model, not a curated record.
CAGAACCUUGCCAAUCUGAACUAUGUCUGGAUUAAGGAAAGCAAAGAAAUAUGACUGGAAGGAUUCUAAUCUGGCUUUGUUUGGAUCAGACACAGAAAAAAAUAUCAAAAAGGAAUCUGCUGCCACAGAGCCUGCAUGGCAGAAAGCAGGUCAGGAAGUUGGCAUUCAGAUCUGGAGAAUUGUGAACUUUAAAGUGACACAAUGGCCAAAAGAGGACUAUGGAAAAUUCUACAAUGGUGAUUCUUACAUCAUUCUGAAUACCUAUAAAGAAGAUGAUGAGGAAGAGCUACAAUAUGAUGUCCAUUUCUGGAUUGGUUCACAAAGUACACAGGAUGAGUAUGGUACAGCAGCAUACAAGACCGUGGAGCUGGACACAUUCCUCAAUGACAAACCUGUCCAGCACAGGGAGGUACAGGGGUUCGAAUCUGACAUGUUCAAGAGCUAUUUCAAGACCAUCACAAUAAUGAAAGGCGGUGCCGAUACGGGAUUCAGGAAGGUUAAACCAGAGGAGUACACUCCUCGCCUUCUCCACUUCUCAGGAACCAGAAAGAAUGUAGAAGUAAGGGAGGUAACCCGUAACAAAAAGAGCCUGAACUCUGGUGACGUGUUUAUCUUAGAUCAUGGACUUAAGAUUUAUCAAUGGAAUGGUAGUGGCAGUAAUAAGGAUGAGAGGAUGAAGGCAAUGCAGUUCUUGAUUCAGUUGAAAAGUGAAAGAAAUGGAAGACCAAACACUGAGACCCUUGAUGAGGGUAGUACUGAACCUGGGCAUGACUUCUUCAAGAGCUUGGAUGAGGAAGAUGAUGGAGAUGACGAUGUUAGCGGUUUUGUUGCACAGGAUGACCAGAAGGAACUGUACCGUCUCUCCGAUGCUAGCGGUCAACUGAAUUAUAAACUGGAGAAGAAGGGUGAUGUGUCAAUGGGUGACUUUGAUACCAAGGAUGUUUUUCUCUUGGACACAAAGAAGUCAUUGUUUGUUUGGAUAGGAAAAGGAGCCAGUGAAGCAGAAAGAAGAAAUGCAAUGGGUUAUGCACACAAUUUUCUACAGAAAACUAAUCAUCCCUUGGUACCAGUCUGCUGUUUAGCAGAGGGUGGCAGACAGGAUGCCCAGUUUCAGAUGGCUAUUGCAGCUUAGAAAACCACAAAACUGUAAUACAUACUGGGGGAGGAAAAUAGAAUAGCCAUUAAUAAUAUUUAAUGUAGGGGGGAAAACUGACAAUUUUUUUAUAAUUUUGUAUUCCGAUAUCACAAACUUGUUAUAAUUCUACGCAUUGACAUAAGCUGCCAUUUGUAUUCUUUUUGUUUUGGUUAUCUUUUGUUGUUAAGUCUUAAUAUUGCUAUUGUCUUUAGUAAUGCUAUAUUUGUAAUUGCUCUAAUUCCUGAAGCUGCCAUUAUUUAUUUAUUUGAUUUUAUACAUUUGUCCAACAAUACUAAUUUAGACAAAUAUUUAGGUACAAAGGAUUGAGAAAAAAGAGUAAAGUUUAAGUAUAUUUAAUUGUAGAGUUUGCAUCUAUAAGCAGAAAUUUUUAAUGUUGUGGUAUUGAUAAUAAUUUUAUGUGUGAGAUGUAUUCUAAAUUUACUGGGUUGUUUGGGGGUUUUUUUUAUUAGAAAUUAUUGCUGAUAAAAAUGCAUGAAUGGAUUUAAGCAGCCCACUUCAUCUACUCUAAUUUAUUAGUAUUUUUCGUAUUUUUUUUUUCUGCAUUUAAAUUUUUUUUCUUUGUUUACAUAUAAUGGGACCAUGUUACGUUGUACAUGUAUUGUAUUUUACUUAUUAUGUAAAGUGCACUUAUUACUUGAGACCAAAACUUUUUAUAAUGUGAUAAUAUUCUUGUAUGAUCAUAAAUAAAUCUUUAUGAUAAAUGAAGUUGCAGUGGAAUCUUAAAUCACUUUAAAAAAAUCAAAACCAUGGCUGUUUCAAGAUAUAUAUUUCCAAUGUUUUUUUUUUUACAUUAUUGUUAAUGACAUUUAACAGUCUUGUCCUAUUUAAUUAUCAUCAAAAUCAAAAAUUAAUUCUUCGGCUUGUCGUUUUUUGAACUCUAUGACCAUUUGUGAAAAAGCAAAACACUUCUGUCGUAUUAUAUUUAAGGGGUUCCUUCAUAAAAUAGUAAAAGUUUUUCUUUAAUAUUUGUUUUGAACAAAAUUUACAAAAUGAGUGUGCUGUUUUGGCUUUCUAGAGAGUUUAUAAUUGUUAUACUUACAGUUUAUAGUAUACAAGUGUUUCCUCACAAAUUUUAACGAAAGAAAAAUAAAGCAUUAUAUAAAUUUAAAUCAAAUUAAUUGAAUCAAAACUAGUGAAAUCGACAUGACAGUAAAAGUUAAAGAUUUUUUGAUUUUUGAAAAAUGUAUGCAUAAUCUUUUUUCUUAUUUUUUGUAUACAUUUAAACAUUUUUGCUUUCAGUUUACACAAAACUCCUGUGAUUGUGUAAUUUUACAAACUAUUUCCACAUUUUUAUACACAUCUAAAUCGGGUAUUUCAGAAUUUCAAUUUCAUGUUUUUUUAUACUUGUUCUUGUGUAUCUAUUUGUUUACAAACACUUUGUCAUUUACUUACUGAUGUAAUUUUUCUAGUUUGUCUAGUGUCUUCAUUACAGCAUUUUGAUCAAGUAUUCUCUGUUUUACAAUAUAUAUUUAACUAUACUAAGAAUCAAAUAUUUCUAUAUUUUCUCUUUUAUUCGUUGUGUUUAUUUUUUGUGUGUUUUUUUUUUGCUAGUUCAGGCAUUAAAGCUGCAUGCCUCCAGAUGAGCCAAAAAUUUUCCAAGAAAAUUAAACAUCGGAAAAUGUACUAAGAUUUUAAGAAAGUAAACAGAUAAAAGAUUCUUAUGAUAAUUUAUAUCUUAUGUGCAAUUAAUGACUGAUUUUUGCAGUAUUUAUCACCAUAUUUCCACUGCGUUACUAAUGCAGUAGGGGUUAUUUUUGCAUAUUUUGACCUCAUUUUGGUAAUUUACCUGGAUUAUAAGUGCCGAUAUGCAAUAUGUCAAUAACUUUCUUUGUUCUGGAGGCAUGCUGCUUUAACCUAGUCUUCAAUAAGUUUUGUUUAUGUUUAUACUAAAAAAAAAAUCUUGCAUUUGAUUUUAAGUUUAAAUUUCUGUUACAUUAUUUAAAAUUGCUAAUGCUUAUGUCAAAGCAUUUGUUAAAGUUUUGUUUUUUCUAUACACUUUUUUUUGUGUACACUAACAUUUUUGUACAGCGCAAUAAUUCUCUAGUGCUAUAAUGGAUUUAUACAUUUAUUCAUGAUUGUCUCUAUAUAUAUAUCUACGUUAUGUCAGUUUGGGCAAAUAAAUUAUAGCAAUAAACUAAA